Molecule: messenger RNA, 1698 nt
Organism: Saccharomycopsis crataegensis
Lineage: Eukaryota; Fungi; Ascomycota; Saccharomycetes; Ascoideales; Saccharomycopsidaceae
Product: serine/threonine protein kinase
Exons: 2
Coding region: 1-1698 (565 amino acids)
Biological process (GO): protein phosphorylation; cellular response to oxidative stress
Molecular function (GO): calcium/calmodulin-dependent protein kinase activity; ATP binding
Source: RefSeq, a predicted model, not a curated record
AUGCUCAAUAAUCUAAAAAACUUCAUCAAGCAAAAGAAGAACAACAAACAGUCGGGGUUGAAUCCUAUUGAAAGCAAUAAUAGUGGUGCCGCCGUCGAUACUAUUAGCUCUUCCAUGGAGCUUUCAAAUCCCUUCAGUGUCUCGGAUAGUGAGGCUAACCACAAAAUAUCUGCGGUAACCGGUAGUAAUAACUCACAGUCAAACAAUGACAAAAUCGAAGAUAUCUCCUAUAAUUUUGCCUCAAUAGACCUCCAAAAAAAUGACGCUGCCAAUGACACAAAGGCCAGAAUUAGCAAGAGCGAGUAUACCACUCCAAACAUUGACAACCUGACUGAUCAUCAGCGGAGUUCAAGUUUGAAAAUUAAACCUGAUAAGUAUCAAACAUUGCUUGAACAUUAUUACCAAUACUACGAAAAGUUAGGGGAAGGAGCUUUCUCAGAAGUUCUUAGAGGCAAAAAUGUCCAAUCCGGCGAGGAUGUUGCAAUCAAAAUUAUUAGUAAGAAAAAACUUGACACCAGCCAGCAACAAUCAGUUUUUAAGGAGGUCACCAUAUUACGUCGAUUGGAUCACAAAAACAUUGUUUCUUUUGAUAAUUUCUUGGAGGAUGAUAACUAUUACUAUAUUAUUCAAGAUUUAUGUGAUGGUGGCGAAAUUUUUAAUCAAAUUGUCAAUUUGACCUAUUUCAGUGAAGAUUUAUCAAGACAUGUUAUAUGCCAGGUUGCUGAAUCCAUAAGAUACCUACACAAUGAAGUUGGUGUAGUGCAUCGUGAUUUAAAGCCAGAAAAUCUAUUGUUCGACCCUAUUGAUUUUACUCCUUCUAAAGAUUUCCCCUCAAAACUAAGAAAAUCUGAUGAUAUUAAAUCAAAAAAGGACGAAGGAGAAUUCAAUUAUGGCGUUGGAGGGGGAUGUAUUGGAACCGUUAAGCUUGCUGAUUUUGGUUUGUCAAAACAAAUCUGGGAAAGUAAGACUAAAACCCCUUGUGGCACUGUUGGUUAUACUGCACCUGAAAUCGUUAAAGAUGAAAGAUAUUCCAAAAAAGUUGAUAUGUGGGCGCUUGGUUGUGUUCUUUAUACUUUACUUUGUGGAUUUCCUCCAUUCUACGAUGAAAAAAUUGACGAACUCACGGAAAAAAUUUCUAAGGGACAAUAUGAAUUCCUUAGGCCUUGGUGGGAUGAAAUUAGUGCUGGUGCAAAGAAUUGCGUGUUAAAUUUGCUUUGUGUAAACUCUCAUCAAAGAUAUGAUAUCAACCAAUUUUUCGAAGAUCCUUGGAUUAAAAGUUUCUUAGAUAAAUUGCCUCAGGAUGCUAAUAAUAAUUAUAUUUAUUCCGGAUAUGAUGCAGUUGUUGCCCAAGAGAAAGCUGAAGCCUUGGCCAAGAAGAAGCAAGAGGAAGACAGAAUUAAAGUAAAAAGAGCUUUUUAUUAUUCUGGAGCGUACUCCCCAGCUCUAGCAUCGCCUGCUGCUAUGUUAAUGAAGGAUGCAUUUGAUGUUAGCACUGCAGUGCAUCGUCAAAAGGAAGAAAGAUUAUUACGUGAUACGCUUACUAGGGGAAACUUUGAUGUUCUCGAAGAAGAAGAGGAAGACGAAGAUGGCGGGGAUAAAAUCUUCACUGAGGAUAGAACGACGAAUGGUAAUAUCUUUGAGUUGAAUUUAGAUAAGGCAAGCAUUAUUCAAAGACGUAAACAUGAAGUUGCUGCUUGA